This is a messenger RNA of Drosophila eugracilis, 1961 nucleotides long. RefSeq names its product transmembrane protein 209. The record is from RefSeq and is a predicted model, not a curated record. The transcript is spliced from 5 exons. Lineage: Eukaryota; Metazoa; Arthropoda; Insecta; Diptera; Drosophilidae. Gene Ontology annotation, cellular component: membrane. Bases 74 to 1702 code for a protein of 542 amino acids.
UUAGUAAUAGCGCCAGUUUCCCGGCUUUUUCGCCACAUCCAGACAUUUUUUCUUAAAUACAGGAAAACAGAAAAUGAAUUUCAACAGGAGCAAUUGCUCGCCACUGAGCAGAAACCCGGUGGUGCAGCGCAGCCUGGACCUGCGAUUACGGACCGCCCAGGCGCGUUACUAUCUCAAGUGGUGCUCCAUAAAUGUUUUGCUUUUGUCGCUGCUCCUCUUCGACAUGUGCCAGGCAUGCAGCUCCGUCUACCGGACAUACUGGUUCUUGGCUGAGUGCACCAUAACCGGAUUGAUAGCUCUAAGUGCACUGGCCUGCUUCGGCAAAUAUUUGUGGUUAUGGUUUGGCGGUGACCAGGUGAUAGGGACCAAUAGCCAAAAGUGCCUGCUGGACGGAAAGGAAGAGAAUUCGUUUAAGACGGUCUGCGCUCGUACCGUGAAAAAACCACGCAGCUACGAACCCGACAGCGAUUUGGAAGACGACAUUCCCAUUAUCAACUGGCACUCCUCAUUCGAGGACUCCUGUUGGGGCUCGCAGUCCAUGCGUCGCAGUCCCAGUCCCACAAGGACUCCUCAGCAGACAAACCAAAACACCUCCUACAACUCGUCGAUGGUGCAGAACAACUCGUUGAAUGCCAGUAACCUGAGCAACGAGUCAAAUUACAUGUCGCCCUACGCAGAAGUACGCCGAGAUGAUUUCAUCACCGAUAUCCGGAAGUUGCCCGGUCUGAUAAAGCAGGCAGAACGCGAGCGUAGCUUAGUAGAUACCUCUGAAACACCCAAUGUCCAGAGCAUGGGCUCCGCCAACUCUUUUUGGAACUACUGCAACAAUGCGGCGUAUAUGCUGAAAACCACCAUAUACCAGUUGUCGCCGGCGCCGGCAGUUUCUACGGAAAAUGCUCCAACAUCGAUUGAGGAGUUUGGUGGUUUUCAGUUUAGGGACAGCAAUUCAGAGGUCAUUAAACGUAUCUCCACGGACAAACUGUCGCAAUACGUGGCCAAUCUAAGAUUUUGGAUUUCCACUACAAUACUGCAGCGUUUGGUUAAGGAGAUCAACUAUGUGGACGACGUGUUUCGGCAGCGGGGUCUGCUUGACCUAAAGAUCGGAGCUGUGAGCCUAGAGAGGCUGCGCAAGACGGCCGAUAACCAGCAGUUCGUACAGACAUGUGCGCCUAUGUUGCCUAUGCUUCUGCCCUUUCUGGACACCUUUAUCAAUCAGGAGUACCUGGUGCAGCGGAUAAAAGAGCUGUCACAGGGAUCCUGCAUAGCCGAUUACCGCUGGAACUCGGGCAAAACUCAUAAUGGCCAGGAAUGGGGCGAGCAUUUGCCCACUGAUGCAGCGAUAUUGUUCCAUUUGUUCUGUGUGUACUUGGAUAGCCAACUGAUGCCGUUGCCGCAGGGCGGUGGGCGGCCCUUCCACUCCCGCUACGUCCUUAUCCGCGACGAGAAACGCUCUACCAAGGAUGUACUUAACGCAGUCCACAACAAGGCCCAUUGCGCCAUUUUGACCACCAGUAACCAGCUUAACCCUAAAUUUAAUUUCAUAAGUGACAAGGAGCUGCAUAAUUGCGUGUACGACAGAAACAACCUUUUCUACGUGAUCAUCCAGUUCUUGAUAUACAUGCGCCAACAACAGGAAUCAGCGCUGGAGUGCGUCAAUCUGGGCAAGAGCGGCAUCAACAUAAUGUGCGUCAUCGAAGACUGAGCUGGCCGCUAAUCGGGAUAACUGGCCAUGACUACUUAUAAGCCCACCUCUAAACUUUCGUUACUACUAAGCAUCUUUCUCUACGUCGACUAUCUUUCGGUGCCCGUUGAUAUUCCUCAUCACUCGUUACUAUUAAAUUAUGCAUUUGUAAUUAUUAAGUUGACAUACGACUGCACUAUGUGGAAUUUGACCCGUUUUUGUGGCCAAAAUUAAUAUUUUUAAAAUCAACAAGAUUUUCCACUCUAGGUUUCUUGUAUAA